This is a messenger RNA of Ambispora gerdemannii, 1188 nucleotides long. NCBI's taxonomy places the organism in Eukaryota, Fungi, Glomeromycota, Glomeromycetes, Archaeosporales, Ambisporaceae. The record is from the annotation of a GenBank genome assembly.
AUGGCACAGCAACAUCCUUAUCAAAGAGUUGAUAGUGUACCAGAGCCGGAUCCAGCGGACAUUAGCAGCAGCAGCAACAACAAUGACGAUAAAAAUCAAGAACAAAUUCAAGUCUCAUCAUCAUCAUCAACAGUGACAACACCAAAGCUAGUAAAUAACAUCAAUGAUGAAGUGAAUGCUCAAGGUGUUACUGCUCCUCCUUCCCUUUCUUCUUAUUCUCCAAUGACUACAACUAUGGUUUCCUACGAUCAACAAUCACAAACUUCACCAAUAUUUUACGCAGAACCAAUACAAGAUCGAAAUUUAAAUUUAAAUAAUAAUAAUAAUAUCAUUACUAUUCCGUCGCCGAUUACUUCAUAUGAAGCAUCUCAUUCCAAUAAUAUUUAUCAAGCUCCAAUUCACAAUAAUUUAUCACAAUAUAAUGGACAGCUGCCAUUAAUAUCACCAUCAUUAAUACCACCGACUGAUAAUAAUCGAAUCGCACAGUAUGAUAAUUUGCAACCACCACCAAACUAUCAAAAUCAAGGUCGAGAACCGGAUAUUAAACAACCUUCAUCAUUAUCUUCUUCUCAUCUUCCUUCUACUCCUCAUCAUAGUACUGCUAUCGAAAUGGGAAUAAUCAGUGGUGAUGAUGCAACAAAAAUUGCUAAUACGUUACAGACUGAUAAAUCAAUUAGAAUGGCAUUUGUAAGAAAAGUAUACUUUUUGUUGACCGCACAGCUGGCUGUGACGAUUGGAAUUUCUUUAUGGUUCAUGAAUCAUACUGUUUCAACAUUUGUGCUCACUCACUCACACUUAUUAAAUCAUAAAGUUUCAGUAUAUAAUUCAAAAGUGGUACUUCAAGCAUUCAUUAUUACAUUUGGUGUAUUCAUUGCACUUGUAUUAUUCACACUACAAUCAAAAAUUGAUUUCUCUGCAUGGGGACCAUUCUUAUAUGCGGGUCUUUGGGCGAUAAUAUUGGCAGGAUUCAUUGGAUGGUUGUUCCCAUUCGAACGUGGAUAUCAUAUUGCAAUUAGUGGUAUAACGGCAUUAUUAUUCUGUGGUUAUAUUAUUUACGAUACUUAUAUGAUAUUCAAUAAACUUAGUCCUGAAGAAUAUGUAUUAGCGGCAAUUGAUCUAUAUCUAGACAUUCUAAAUCUAUUUGUGGCAAUUCUAGCAUUACUAGGUGGCGCUGAUGGUGGAAAUUAG